This is a messenger RNA of Sporothrix schenckii 1099-18, 300 nucleotides long. RefSeq lists its product as uncharacterized. The record is from RefSeq and is a predicted model, not a curated record. The transcript has a single exon. Lineage: Eukaryota; Fungi; Ascomycota; Sordariomycetes; Ophiostomatales; Ophiostomataceae. Bases 1 to 300 code for a protein of 99 amino acids.
AUGGCCAGCUGCUGUCGCGUGCCUGCCACACGAAACACAGGUGUCGUUAUCCCCAUACAGGUUCCAGCUGUGGCGGAUUGGUGGGAGCACUUUCCUCAUACCGAGCUGGCCGACUCUCCAUGUACCUUGAAUUAUGGGUCUCGUGGAAAUUGUGGGGCUUUUGCCAGCGUUGAUCUCAGCCCUGGUAAACCGCCCCGUCAAUUUACUAGGCACGAUCUGGCUGCUAAGCAAAGCAACGACCAACGGCAAUCGAAACACAUCCUCAUGGACGAGCUCGGUACAGCACGAGGCGGCACUUGA